This is a messenger RNA of Tauraco erythrolophus (red-crested turaco), 1524 nucleotides long. The record is from RefSeq and is a predicted model, not a curated record. NCBI's taxonomy places the organism in Eukaryota, Metazoa, Chordata, Aves, Musophagiformes, Musophagidae.
CCUGAAGAGGACCAAAAGCUGAUUUAUUCUGGGAGGCUGCUGCUGGAUCAUCAUUAUCUGAGAGAGCUGCUGCCAAAGCACGAGGAGUUGCAUGCUCUUCAUUUGGUGUACAACUUCAAGGCUCCUGCAAAUGUGCAAGAAACCAGUGCAGAGGUUAAAGCCCAUCAGCCAAAGUUAUUGUCAGAAGCUAGUCAAGAACCAUCUGUAUCUUCCUCAAAUGGUGAAAAACUGAGUUGUUCUUCUGAUGGCCAGUCUUCAGCAGAACCCACUAACAGGCUUGAAACAACUCGGAAUCCCUUCCAAAGUGUGGCUCCUGGCUUCUCUGCUUACACAACCUACAGCAUGCUUCAGAUGUCCUGGUUUCAGCAGAUUUAUGCAAGGCAAUAUUACAUGCAAUACUUGGCUUCUACUGCCGCAUCUGCUGACCCAUCCCAGGCACGACGUUCUCAGGAGAUACCCGUGGCACCCCCAGCUCCUCUCCCAGACCCGUUUCCUGCACAAAAUCAGCCUGGAAACCAGAACGCUGCUGCCCAGGUUAACGCAGCAGCCGACCAGAACUUGCGGAUGAAUGCCCAAGGGGGUCCCCUCAUGGAGGAAGAGGAGGAGGGUGGCAAUCGAGAUUGGUUGGACUGGCUCUACUCAGCAACACUGUUCUAUGUUUUUGUCAACAUUAUCUAUUUCUACUCUAGUGUCAGCAGAUUCCUCCUGGUUAUGGGUGGCACAGUUCUGAUGUAUCUGCACCAUGUUGGAUGGCUUCCAUUUAGACGAAGACCAGUUCAGCCCUUGCCAGGCAAUGUUCCUCCUCAAGCUGCUGUAAACCAGGACCAGAACAAUAACUUACAGGGGGGAAAUGGAGGCAGAGCAGAUGAAUCUGAGGCAUCUCCUGAUGAGGGCCAAGUUUUACAAGAACUGCAGCAGGCCAACCCUUCAUUUAUGAACACCGCAUGGGUUUUUUUCAAGACUUUCUUCGCAUCCCUUCUUCCAGAGGGGCCGGGAGUGACCCGCAACUGAUGUGUCACCAGUCUGCUCGUCUGAAACUGCAAUGGGAUUUAGUCUGAGUGAAUCGGAUACCAGCUCCAAACCAGGAGUGAAAGUGGAUGAUGCUUCCUCUGGCUUUUACUGACCAAGCAAAUGAAACUGCAAGAAGCCUUAAGUCAUUACAGCCUAGAGACUAAGAUGCUUGCCCUCAUUCCAAAGAACUUUGUUCUGUAGCAUUCGUUAGGUACCUAUGUAGAGGCUUGGCAUUGUAAACUUGUGCAAUAAAUGCACAGGCUCUAAGCAGGUGUGCAAAAAUGUUAGGGAAGCAAAUUGCUUCUUCUGUGCAAUGUGAUUCCUGUUGGAAUGUUUCGAACACUAUUUAAAUUACACUGAGUGUAGGAUCUCAAAAAAAAGAAAAUGCUAGAUGUGCAUUAGCAGAUUUUUAGGAAAGAUAUAUUGUUAAAUUGCUUCAACAAUAGCUUAAAUUUUCUGUGUAAAUAUUUCCCUAUGAAGGAUGUGUGGUGCAAUUUCCUUGUUGGACAAAGU